This is a messenger RNA of Striga asiatica, 2317 nucleotides long. NCBI's taxonomy places the organism in Eukaryota, Viridiplantae, Streptophyta, Magnoliopsida, Lamiales, Orobanchaceae. The record is from the annotation of a GenBank genome assembly.
CUUAAAGCAACCCGACUAGCUCGAGCCAAGUCUUUAUCUCGUUUGAUAGUCGAGCACAAAAUUCGACCACGAACUACUCGGCUCUGUUUGAAUAAACACCGUUAAUGGCCUUGGCUAAGAUCAUCCUCGAGCUUGAAGUUGAAGGUCCACAAACAGGAAAAUACUAUUGGCGAAAACAUCGCCCUCACCCUAAAGCCUCCAGAAAAAAGGUUCUUGCUUCUUUCUCCUCCCGGAGAACAUAUCGUCUCAGAGCUGCGAAAAUCACAUAUGAGUCUCACUGUUGUAGCAUGUGGCAAACAUCAGCUUCCCUUACGCGUCCUUCCACAACCCCACAAUUUUUAUCCUCACGACCCAAAUUCACAGCUUUUGCUGCACUUCAACUCUGCCUUAAAAUGGGACCCAUCUCAAUUUUCUUCUUUUUCCUCGCAUAAGCGUAUUAGGCAACCUAAGUUUCUUGUCGGAGCUUCUUCGCCUUCUUUUCCACUGGGUGGCUCUGGUGCAGAUUAUGCUGACCAGCUGCAGGGAUCAAGACCAGAUAAAAAAAGGGAACAAGUAGUUGGUGUAGAUGAAGAAGUAGAGGAUCCGUCACUGUUAGCUGAUCCGGGUAGUUGUUUCUGUGAAUUCAAUGGGGUCCACCUACACCACAAGAUAUGUGAAGCAGAUUCAUCAGCUCCAGAUACUCUAAUCGAGGCCUCAACCCCACAAUCUCCCGAUUCUGCCAAAAGGAUUGGUUUUCGUUUUCCUAUGAUUUUGCUGCACGGCUUUGGAGCCUCAACCUUUUCAUGGAACCGAGCCAUGAAGCCUUUGGCCCGAGUAACUGGUUCCAAAGUUCUUGCAUUUGAUAGACCGGCAUUUGGCUUAACGUCGAGGGUAGUAAAUCAAAUUAAGUGUUCGUCUUUGGGUAAUCGAGAUUCACGACCUUUGAAUCCGUAUUCGAUGAUGUUCUCCGUUUUGGCUACAUUGCACUUCAUCGACUUUAUGGCUGCUCAAAAAGCGAUUCUUGUGGGGCACUCUGCAGGGGCUCUUGUAGCUUUAGAUGCAUAUUUUGAGGCACCCGAGCGUGUGGCUGCAUUGAUUUUUGUUGCCCCUGCAAUUUUUGCACCACGAGCCAUGCAAAACACUGUCAAAGAUGAAAAAUCAGAUAUUGAAAAUCAAACCCAAGGAAACAGCUCAGAUUUGAAUUCCCGAGGGAACCUAUUUUUUCGAAUUUUCCACAUUUUGUCAAAGUCUUCGAAAAUUAUUGCAGAGGUAAUAGCGAAUGUGGCAAAAGGGAUGGCUGCCAUGAUAAACACUCUUUACAAGAAGGCUUUAUCCGCAAUCCUGCUAUCUGCAUUUGGCGUGAUGUUGAUAAGAUUGAUAAUCGGUAAAUUCGGUAUACCAGCCGUUCGCAGCGCAUGGUAUGACUCGAAAAAAGUUUCUGAUCACAUUAUACAAGGCUAUACAAAGCCAUUGAAGAUCAAGGGCUGGGACAAGGCACUAGCUGAAUACACGGUGGCCAUGCUUACAGCUUCAACAUCCAACAACACAACAAGGCUUAGUGAAAUCUCGUGUCCAGUUUUGAUUGUUACGGGUGAUACUGAUCGUCUCGUCCCUGCUUGGAAUUCCGAAAGGCUUUCUCGAGCCAUCCCAAAAUCGAGCUUUGAAGUGAUCACGAAUUGUGGCCACUUGCCUCAAGAAGAAAAGCCUGAUGAAUUUGUCUCCAUUGUCGAUAAAUUCUUGCAGAAAGUGUUUGGUGGUGCGGAGGAACCGUGCAUGGAAGCUGUGACCACUUGAGGUUGUGAUGAAAGAGGAAAAAAUGCAGUUUUAGUCCACUAGCUUAGAGUGUUUCUCAUUUUUGCCCGGUAACUUAUUUGAGAUCUGAAAUUGGUCCUAACUCUUCAAUUUUAGCCGAUUUGGUCCACAUUUGUCUAAUUACUCUAAAAUUUAAGAAUUACUGGACUAAUUUCGGACCAAGUAACUGCCGAAUUUCGGGGUUCGAGAUUGAAAUUUGACCAAAUUGGCUGAAAUUGAAGAGUUAUUUGACCAAUUCCGGACCUCUGGGCAAAAAUUGGAAAUACACUAUAUUAGUGGAUCAAAACUGUAAUUUCCUCUGAUCAAAACUGUAAUACACUAUGUUAGUGGCUAAAAGGAUUUUAUGUUUUGUUGUAUGUCAAUUUAGCUCUACCAAACACUCGUGUAAGUAUGCGAGGUGAUAUUGGUUGUAUGUUUUCGGAUAAUCCGCUUGACAAAAUUAUGUUGUUAGCACUUGUAAGUUAUAACAAUGAUGUAAUUUAAUGUAAAUUUCACAACAAAAUCAUUGCAUACCACUCAAAUAAGC